Triplophysa dalaica is the source of this 2177-nucleotide messenger RNA. RefSeq names its product matrix metallopeptidase 17b (gene mmp17b). The transcript has 12 exons. Lineage: Eukaryota; Metazoa; Chordata; Actinopteri; Cypriniformes; Nemacheilidae. Gene Ontology annotation, biological process: extracellular matrix organization; collagen catabolic process; proteolysis. The record is from RefSeq and is a predicted model, not a curated record. Gene Ontology annotation, cellular component: extracellular matrix. The coding region runs from base 204 to 2057 and encodes 617 amino acids. Gene Ontology annotation, molecular function: metalloendopeptidase activity; zinc ion binding.
AAAGAGUCUGAAGUUGUUGAACGUGGUAAGUGCUGGCAUCAAUUCUACAAUUCUUCAACACAAGGCAGACCAGAUUCACCAAAGAUGACAUCUUCAGAGUCACCUCUGGACUGAAAAGGAUUGCUAUUUAUUAAUCUCUAUCAAAAAUUGCCAUUGGUUUUGUUGGUAAAGAGUUCCAAACAGAUGAUGUAUGUUCUUUAAGUAUGAUGACAGUGUUUUGGACAGCUGUUGUUGUCUGCAUAUGUGGACACACAUUGGAAAUUGAUGGAACAGCUGGGAAGGAUGAACCAGCCAGCUUGACCAGCACUGUAACGCCUACUACUUCACCCACUAUUAAACCAACAGAAGAUGAGAGUAUCAAACUUGUGGAUUGGCUCACAAAAUAUGGAUACCUCCCGCCCCCUGAUCCCUCUACAGGUCAGUUACAGGCCUGGACAGCCGUCACUCAAGCUGUGAAGCAAAUGCAGAGAUUUGCUGGUUUGGAUGACACUGGAGUUUUAGAUGAAGAGACACUUCAGUUAAUUCAGACCCCUCGAUGUUCACUCCCAGAUGAGGGUGACCAAUCUGUUCAAUUGUCAGCCUUACACAGUGAUGCAAAGAGUCAGAGGAUUAAAAGGGCCGUGUCUACCUGGGCCAGACGAAGUAUCAACUGGAGGUUGCGCUCUUACCCAGCAUCCUCCAAACUGUCCCGUGAAAUAAUUCGCUCCCUGGUGUACUACUCGCUGAGAGUGUGGGCUGAUCCAACACAGCUUGAGUUCCAUGAGGUGCGAGGACCAGAGGGGGCUGACUUCCAGAUCGAUUUCUUGCAUGGUCCCCAUGGAGAUGGAUUUCCCUUUGAUGGUGCAGGUGGAUCUGUAGGCCAUGCGUUCUUUCCGUCAGAUCCAGACAGGGCGGGUGGAGUUCACCUGGAUGCAGAGGAGGAAUGGGCCUUUAGACAACCAGCAACGGAGGGGACUGAUCUGUUCACAGUGCUCGUGCAUGAGCUCGGUCACUCCCUCGGACUUACCCAUUCGUCAGCACGACAAUCUGUAAUGCGGCCGUACUACCAGGGACCCCUGGGAGACCCCUUACACUUCCGCCUGGGACAUCAUGACCUUCAGCAUAUAAUAGCCCUUUAUGGUCAGAGGGGGAACCAUAUUCCAACUGACAGACCUCUUGUUGUAACGGAACCCCAAAUGCGACAUCGACAUGGAAGUGUACACAGACUCACAAACGGCCAUUUUGACAGAAGUUCUGUGGAUCGCUGUAACACCAGUUUCGAUGCCGUUGCCAAGAUCCGAGGAGAGAUCUUCUUUUUCAAAGGGCAGUAUAUGUGGCGUGUGAGCAGAGGUGGUCUGGUUUCAAUCCGGGCUGUUUCUAUACAGAGACUCUGGUCUGCUCUUCCAUCUCCACUUCCUCCUCUGCGAGCUGUUCUGGAGAGGAACGCGGAUCAUGCCAUCAUCUUUAUUAGUGAGUCCCAUAUUUGGCUGUUCAAGGAUCUGUCACUUCAAGAAGGCUUUCCACAGUCUCUGGAUCCAGAAGAUUCACAAGGAAGUUGGCAAGGACUGCACUGGGAUCCUACCCAGGGUGUGGUGUGGGGGUCCAUGAGUGAAGAAAGAGAAAAGGGGGGAAACCAAGAGGAAAGUGAAGUCUGGAGUGAGCUCAUUAAAGGAGGAGUGAACGGCAUUAUCACAGAGAAUGACGAGAGAGACGAGGAUGGACAUUUUAAAGGUUCAACCUACGUUUUCAAAGGCAAUUCCUAUUGGAAAUUUGCUCACCCUGGCUCCACCCCUGAAGAGGGAUACCCCCGCCCUCUGGCCACUGAUUGGUUUGACUGCCCUCAGCCUUAUAGCCCCGAUGACAUCUCAUUGAUCUCUCACUUUGGUCAACAGGAACUUCGUAAACAGAAAGGAGAGAGAAUAGUCGAUCAGAUUAGGCACAAAGAUGAAACAGACAGAGAUAAACAUCAUCACUGGGAUUGUCCAUGUCUGAAUACUGCAGUGACCUCUACUGGACACACACUGUUACUACUGCCUGUUUUAUUCCUGCUGGCUAUGACUUUUUAUCUGUCACUUUAACAUAGUCACAGAUAGGGGCGCAACAUUUUCUGAGGGGUAUGCAAGAUCAGUAUUCUGUAGCAGUAUCUCCCACCCCAAUAUAAAAAUAGUUUUUCAUUUUCAUGUUCUGUUCUGCGCUUU